ACAAUAUGAAAUAAAACUAUAUCGUACAAAUUAAAAAAAACCCGGCAUCUAGCGGUUGUUAGCAGAAGUGCUUAGAUAACAAAUAGAGUGAAAAGCAGCACAAAAGACAAGACCAAAAUUAAAAUUUGUUAUUGUGUAUAAGAAAGCAGCAGUGACAACAGCUGUGCCGUAGAUAAAAUUGGCCUUCGAUUAAGAAAAUAAUUUAUGUUUUAAAAUAUUGAAAAAUUGUGUAAAUUGUGUUAAAAUUUUAGUGCAUUUAAUUUAACAUAUUUAUAAUAAAAUGUGUGGUGGAUUCACUUGUUCCAAAAAUGCGCUUAUAGCGCUGAAUAUUUUAUAUGUGAUGGUCGGCUUUCUUUUGAUUGGAGUUGGGGUUUAUGCACGUGCUGCGUCGAUUGUAACGAAUCUUCCAAUAGUCGGUGGCAUAUUGGCUUGUGGUGUCAUACUGAUAAUGAUAUCGAUGUUGGGACUUGUUGGAGCUGUUAAACAUCAUCAAGUUAUGCUCUUUUUCUACAUGAUAAUUUUAUUCCUAUUAUUCCUCAUACAAUUCUCGAUCGCGAGCUCAUGCUUAGCUGUAAGUUCAGAGCAGCGUCAAGAAUUUGCGGAACAAGGCUGGAAUGAAGUAUCGGAUACUACACGUAAGCAAGUUCAGGACAAUUUCCUUUGCUGCGGCUUUAAUUCAACUAGCUCUGUACCUGACGGUUCUUGUGAGCUUAUCAACAAGCAAUGCUGUGCUGGAUCCGAUGUAGAAAAUUGCGCUUGCGAUCCAUGUUUAACGAAAUUGGAAGAGAAAAUUGAUUAUGCUUUCAAAUUGUGCGGUGGUCUCGGCAUAUUCUUUAGUUUUACUGAGUUCUUUGGUGUAUGGUUAACAGUACGGUACCGCAAUCAAAAAGAUCCACGUGGCUUACCCAGCGCUUUUCUUUAAAGCUUACAACCACUCACCGAGCACAUACACACUAUACCUUAUAGUGCAUAACUGUGCAAUAUAUACAAAACAAUAUACAUAUGUAUAUAAAUAUAUGCAUAUAUAUAUACAAAAUUUCAUAUGCAUUUUCAUACUGUAUUUAUAUACUAAUUUACAUUUAUAUUUUAACAAUAAUACGGUUUUAGGGUUUCCUGCGCACCAACUCAUAUACAUAUAAACUAGAAACUAGAAUCAAUCAUGCAACUAAAUGUUUUCAAACUGUAACUCAUCACUAUCUUAAUAAGUGUCUGUACAUUAUAUGUGUAUUUACUCAAUAUUUUAAUAUUUUAUUUAAUAUACCUAUGACAGAAAUGUAUUAAUAUUAAACUAAU
This is a messenger RNA of Teleopsis dalmanni, 1293 nucleotides long. RefSeq names its product tetraspanin-13 (gene Tsp97E). The coding region runs from base 281 to 922 and encodes 213 amino acids. Gene Ontology annotation, cellular component: membrane. The transcript is spliced from 4 exons. Lineage: Eukaryota; Metazoa; Arthropoda; Insecta; Diptera; Diopsidae. The record is from RefSeq and is a predicted model, not a curated record.